This is a messenger RNA of Scleropages formosus (Asian bonytongue), 5124 nucleotides long. It is a transcript of the gene cog6, whose product is annotated as component of oligomeric golgi complex 6. The transcript is spliced from 19 exons. The record is from RefSeq and is a predicted model, not a curated record. Gene Ontology annotation, biological process: intra-Golgi vesicle-mediated transport. The coding region runs from base 24 to 1985 and encodes 653 amino acids. Gene Ontology annotation, cellular component: COG complex. NCBI's taxonomy places the organism in Eukaryota, Metazoa, Chordata, Actinopteri, Osteoglossiformes, Osteoglossidae.
GCUGACGUGGGAAGUGGACCGCGAUGGCUGACACCAAAGGAGACGUUGCUACAGCCGAGGCGCCUAAUUUCAAUCAGAUGGGCGGCAGUGCGGCUCCGCAGCCCAACAAUCCGCUGUCGAGGAAACUUAAUAAGAUCCUGGAGACCAGGCUGGACAAUGACAAGGAGAUGCUGGAGGCCCUGAAGGCGCUGUCUGUCUUCUUCACGGAGAACACCCUUCGCACCAGGAGGAACCUGCGAGGGGACGUGGAGAGACGCAGCCUGUCCAUCAACGAGCACUUUGUACAAGUGUUUAAAGAAGUGAAGGAGGAGCUUGAGAGUGUGAAUGAGGAUGUACAAGCCAUGAGUGCCUGCUGUCAAGAGAUGACUAAUAGACUCAAGGCUGCCAAAGAACAAACCCAGGACCUGAUAGUGAAAACCAACAAGCUGCAGGGAGAGAAUCACCGGCUGGAGGUUCGAGCACAGGUGGCCCAGGUGUUCCUGUCGAAAUUCCAGCUGUCCAGCAAGGAGAUGGCAAUCCUGCGAGUGGCCAGAGACGGCCCUGUCACAGAGGAGUUCUUCAAUGCCUUGAGAAGGGUGAAGCAGAUCCAUGAGGAUGUGAAAAUUCUACUGAGGACCAACCAGCAGACAGCAGGCCUGGAGAUCAUGGAGCAGAUGGCAGUGCUGCAGGAGACAUCCUAUGAGCAGCUGUACCGCUGGGCACAGAACGAGUGUCGAGGCCUGACCCAGGAGACCUGUGACAUCACCCCUGUGCUGAGCCAGGCCAUGGAAGCACUACAGGAUCGACCAGUCCUGUACAAGUACACUCUGGAUGAGUUUGGAACGGCACGAAGGUGUGCUGUGGUGCGGGGUUUCAUCGAUGCCCUGACCCGUGGUGGACCUGGUGGGACUCCAAGACCCAUAGAGAUGCACUCCCACGACCCACUGAGGUAUGUGGGAGACAUGCUAGCUUGGCUCCACCAGGCCACUGCCUCAGAGAAGGAGCAUUUGGAGGCCCUGCUGAAGCAGGUCACUUUGCCAGGGGUGGAGGAAAACAUGCAGGAGAUUGUGGGCCACAUUACUGAAGGAGUGUGCAGACCCCUGAAGGUGCGCAUUGAGCAGGUGAUUGUGGCCGAACCCGGAGCUGUCCUACUGUACAAGCUGUCCAACCUUAUCAAGUUCUACCACCACACAAUCAGCGGUAUAAUAGGCACGGGUGCCGCAAGCCUGCUCGUCACCAUGGAAGAAAUGCACGUGCUCAGCAAGAAGAUGUUCUUCAACAGCUUGAGUCUCCACGCCAGCCGACUUUUAGAUAAGGUGGAACUGCCGCCCCCUGACCUGGGCCCCACCAGCUCCCUCACCCAGACGCUGUCCCUGCUGAGGGAGGUGUUGGCCUCGCACGACUCCUCUGUGGUCCCGCUCGAUGCCCGGCAGGCCGACUUUGCCCAGGUUCUGUCCUGCAUUCUGGAUCCGCUGCUGCAGCUCUGUACAGUGUCUGCCAGCAACCUGGGCACUGCUGACAUGGCCACCUACAUGGUCAACUCCCUGUACAUGAUGAAGACCACGCUGGCGCUCUUUGAGUUCACUGACAAGCGGCUGGAGAUGCUUGAGUUCCAGAUCGAAGCCCAUCUGGACACCCUGAUCAAUGAGCAAGCCUCGUACGUACUCACGCGGGCAGGACUCAGCUACAUUUACAACUGCGCGCAGCAGCACUCGGCGGAACAGGGUCCUCUGUCCAACGUCCCUGGCAUGGACAGCUCGUCACUGAAAGCUGCAAUGGUGCAGUUUGACCGCUACUUAUCAUCACCCGACACUCUAGUGAUGCCACAACUCAACUUCCUGCUCAGCGCUACAAUUAAGGAGCAGAUCUUCCGCCAGUCCACAGAUCUAGUUCGCCGAGCCUACGGGGAGGUGUAUGCCGCCGUGAUGGACGUGGCCAAUGAGUAUAAGGAGCCGGAAACAGUGUUGCACAGGACUCCGCUACAAGUGCAAACCCUGCUGUCCUGAGGGACCCUGGCUUCAUGCAGCAAGGACCCAUUGACACACAUUGAGGACACAAUCCUCAUCUUUCAUUUCUGCCUUUGAGUGAAGCUACGAAAGGUCCUGUUUCUGGGAUGGCUCUCUCAGCGUGAGGAGCUGGUGUUGGCACAUUUGUGAUAGGAUCGAAGGGGGCAUGAACUGGACGCAGCUGAAGAAUACUGUGUGUGUGUGUGUGGUUUGAACGCUGUUUAUCUGAUUGCUCGGUGUCAGUCUUGCAGGAUUAUGAGUUAAGGGGGAUGCUGUUUGCCAGGUGAAGGGGAAGUUUUGGGCACUUUUAGUUUUUCUAAAUCGGCAGUGACCGUGAAGCUGAUUCCAAAUAGGGGACCGCAGACGAGCCACCCACUGUCUCCAGUCUUUAAUCAGAAACAGAUCUCCCUUUUUCUCAUUAAAUUUUUUUUUUUUCCCCCUUCUGUUAACCACUUUGAAAAUGUCCAAAUGUUUUAAAAAUGUCCAAAUGUGCGUGUGCGUCUUCCAUCUCGUAUGCAUGCGUGUGCGCAUUUUCCUUCAAAGAGAUGGUUAAAUGAAAUUUUGUGGGAGCUUGGGCGGAGCUGGGACCAUUUGGGGGGGUUGGGAGGGGGACAGCUGGGUGCAUUCCCUCGGACAAUGGCGCUUUCAUGUUGGCGGCCCGCUUCGCCAGUCACGCCAUCCUCUAAUUGCAGGAGAACUCUGCCAGCCUUCAUUCGCCAGCUAAAUUUAGAGGGGGGAGCACCAAAUAGUGGAGAAGAAGAUUUUGGGGUCGGCGAGGGGGGGGAACGAUACUGCCUUCGGGCUAUUAAUAGACCUCACAGCUUGAGACGAUGGGGGGGGGGGAAGGAUCUGAAUUGCUCAUUCUUUUUCCAGUGAUAAGGGAGGCGGCAGGGCGUAGCGACUGCGGUCGGCAUGUUGACGUGGCUGCAAAUGGGACCGCUUGUCGUCCUCCAGAAACUCAUGAUCCGUCACCGCCACGUGCUGCUGUGUCCACCAGCCGUCCAUCUCAUCCCCGUGCUCAUGCAGCUCGUAUUUUACAGUUGUUUAUGCAGAGGCAUGCUCUUCAUUAAAGCAAACUGAUGACACAAACAGCAGUGGUUCAUCCUUACUGUGCCAGUCAUUUUAAUAGUUAUUAUAUGACGCGAGUUUCAACCUGAGGCUUGAUUCAAUAUUUUUGACGUUAUAGUACCUCGAGAAAAUGAAGUUUUAUCUUUUCAAAAAAGAAGUGCACACAAGCAGUUUUUUUUUUUUUUUUUGUGUGGAAAUUGCAGUCGUUGCUUGGUCAUUGUUCAGCCUACUGUGUUUUUGUGUUUCACAAGGCGUAAUUUGUCCGCUGGUCCAUUCAAUGGAAUUAAAGUGCGUUUAUGAAACACGCUUCCUAAUUAGUCCAGGCAAACACUUCAUGACCUGAAAAUGAACAGCUUGUUUUUGUUGUACCUUAACUAGUGCUCAUGCACAAUGCCAUCUACUGUACGUAUACCGUUCAAGUUAUAACUUAACGUAGUUUAUGCCAUUUCGGACCUAGUAACACCACCCGUUAGAAUCAGAGUUAACAGUCCAAUUAAUCGAUAAUGCGGAUAACUUGUUUCACUUUGUGUAUUCUUAUGUGAUAUUUAGAGGUGAAAAGAUGGGGUUGACAGUUUCUGCCAAUUUUGGAGAAGCCUAGCAGCCAUAACUCACGUGUCUGUGUUGGGUGGGGUGUUAAUAGGGCAACAAAAAACAACACGAAAGGAGAAUCUGUUUUGUGUAGACCCUUGCUUCAUGAAAAAGGCACUAGUCACCAGUUUCCCCUAGAUGCCUAGGAUCACCAACAAGACGAAAUAAUGUCCUCAGAGCCAGAAGGACAGUAGGGUCCUUAGUUUCAGAGACGGCUGGGUCCGUUAGAACUUAUUCACCAGAGGACAGAUGAGGGCGUGAAUAGUGUGGUCAUUUAAGGACAUGAACUGGUAACCUUCUAGGUACACAUCUAAAUGUCAGGGGAUUCCUGCUAUAAGUAGGAUGGAGCCAAAUACCUAAGCUAAAUUACUCCAGUAAAAACAUCCUGUGUAAGAAUAGACAGUUAUCAGUUGCUACAUAAUAAUAAUAGUAAUAAUAAAACCAUAAAGGAAGAAAACAGAGGGAAGAAUAGACAAAACCCCGCUGCAAACAGGUAAGCCUGACGCUGGUCCAGGGUGGACGAUGUUUACGCUCGGCCGUGUUUUUCAGCGUCUCCAUUCUGUUGAACCUCUUUUCCUAUUUUGAGCCAUUUACAUAGCUGCAGUUACGGUGUUUUGCUCACUUUUUAAGACCUUCGUUUGCAAAAAAAAAAAAUAAAAAAAUCAGGCCCCUGUACAGAGGUUGCCAAGAAAGUUAUUUUGCUCAAAGUCAAAACCUGUCUCAGUUGAAUCACAGGAAAGGGCCUGCGAAGAGUUUUGCUCCAGUGCUGCACUUGCAGCCUUGGUCCAAAACACGUUUGCGUGCUCCUCAGUUAAAUACAGCCCAUGCCGUACGUGAAGUUUCUUAGUAUGUUUGCGGCCGUUUAUUUUUCCGUCCUUUGUAAAUGGGGGGUUAUCUGGUUGUUUCCAGUUGUAACAGGACAUCAAUUGAAAUCCAUCGCACGAAAAUAAGCAAAUACAACGUUCCCCCACAUUCACACCCUGGGAAAACAAAUGAUCCAUCUGGACUGGGGCAGAUCCGUAACCUUUUGUAUGUUGGGACAGCUGCUGAAUUGAUCCCUCUACAGGUUGGGUCACCCACGCAGCAGGUCAGCGAGAAGGAUUUGGAAAUUGGACUGAAAUUGCUUGUGACUCCGAGACCGCCUUGCACUUUCUCCAACUGUGUGGGGAAGCACCGAGAUAGACGGCAGCGCUGUGGCCGUGUUGUCCCACAAUGCAUCCUGAGAACAGAUAACAUUACAGGUACGAUGCUCAUAGCUCCUUCACCUGUCGAUCCUGUAAGAACCUUAUCUUUUCGUUGUUUUGAGGUUGGAUCCUUGUCUUUCUCUUAAGGCAAUGUUUGUUGUAUUUAAUUACAUGCAUUACGCUAAAAUGUGUGUUUUACGAAACCUUUUAAGUGCUUCUACUCUUGCAUAUUUGCUUUUAGUUUAGGCUUUGUUUUCAUUUCCAUUUAUUCAUUGAGUAAAUUCAUUGAGCUUUUCUCC